GUGUUCCUUUGAGGCAGACAGGUAUCCCCCCCUCCCCCCUUAUACCCCUACUUAAAACCCACCACAAGAUCCCACUUUGACAAACUCAGGGCUACAGAGGUAGCAAAUCCAGGGGAGGGGAAGCCCUCCUGUUUGUUGCCCUCUAGUGGGUUUGUUUAUGUGUUGUAGUCUCUGUGAAUGUUAUUUACCACUUGUUAUCAUUAUGGCUGUGUUUGUCCUAUGUUGGUCAUUUGAUGCUAACGGGGUCCACCAUGUUUGUAGUCCUCACUGAAGAUAGGUGCAUUAGGGGGUCAGGCCAGGGGUGUCAGGGUUAACCCGUCAUUUCUUACCUAGGAUGGUCUCUGUCAUCCUAUCUUUGCUGGGGAACACAGUGAGUCACUCUCCUCCUCCACUCUUAUGUGCUCCAACAGCACUCAAAUUGUCUCUAGAAAAUGAUCCUUGUCCCUCACGUGGAAUCCAUCCAUCUCUUAAGAUCCCAAGUGAGGAACAAUGCCCCACAUGCCCUGUCUAUGGUGGCACAAGACCCAGAGUCUCUCACUGAGUGUGUCAAACUAAGCCAAAUAGUUACACGCGGUUUACUCCCACUCAAUCGGACACAGGAAUCUAGUCAUGCCUGUGGCCCAGUGAGAUGUUAUAUGGGAUGGUGGAGACCAGUGAGAGGCUCAGGAAAAGGAAGGUUAAAUAUACUGGCUAGAUUGGGGGGGGUCCAAACUCACUGCUCCCCCAUGCAAGAUAUGUGUGACAGAGGCUGUUCUCUAGAAUCCACAGGGCAUCCCUUUAAACCUGCGGAGAGAAAUAGAGAAUGAAGCAGGCAGAGACCCUGGUGAAAAAAGACGGCGAGGUAAGGGCAUGUUUCUCAUGCAGGGAUGGAUCACAAGUUGUUUCUCUCUCUCUCUCUUUCUUUCUCUCUUCUCUUUGUCUUCUCCUCAGUUUGUUUAUAUAUUUUCUCCUUACUUCCCUCUAUAAAACCAUUGGAGGAGAGGGCCUGAGGGGAGGAACCUCUGACCUUCCCCUCCAAUGACUGUUGACUGAGAUGAGGGGAUUGAGGGCAGACUUGUUAAAAUGAUGUGGCAUUUUUGACAGUUGCUUAAUGUAUCCAAAAUGGUCAAAUGUUACACAUUUUUGGAAAGAAGAUGGACAUCCUCCGUACUGCUCUUAAAUAGCUCAGGCUCCAUGGUUUUUGGAUCUGCUUUUCUGUAAAUUCUUGAUAGGGUGUUGAUAGGCUACUGUUUAAUGUUUCUGUGGUUGAUACUUUUUUAUUUUAUUAUCUGUAUAAAUGUCCAAUGCAUAAUUGUGUUUUAUGAAAAGCACUAUUUUGAAUAGAAAUAGCCACUCAAUAAGUUUUGGAUUGCAAAAUCAGACUUCCGCAUUAAGUGCCAAACAAAUUGAACUGUUGCCAGAUGUGAGGUGUUUGGACCGAGACUCCUCUCAGGCUGGAAAGGGGCCCUCAGAAUGCUGGGCCCUCAAAAUGCUGGGCCCUCAGAAUGCUGGGCCCUCAGAAUGCUGGGCCCUCAGAAUACUGGGCCCUCAGAAUGCUGGGCCCUCAGAAUGCUGGGCCCUCAGAAUGCUGGGCCCUCAGAAUGCUGGGCCCUCAGAAUACUGGGCCCUCAGAAUUCUGGGCCCUCAGAAUGCUGGGCCCUCAGAAUGCUGGGCCUAUAUCAGCAGACUCUGCUUUUGGGCCUUCCAAGUUCUCCCCAAGUCACUACAAACUUUCCACCGCCUAGUUGUUCUGCUGGUAGAACAUCAAUUGAUCUGUGCCAGCUACACUGGACACAGGGUAUCUGUAUUGAUAUUACCCGGAUCAUCUUUGGACAGUGAUAAAAGGGGGAAACCAACGGUAUGUGAUAUGUUACAUCUCCACCCAGUGGACUGAACCAAAAACACAUACAAACCAAAAGACUGAAAUGCUAUGGAUUAAAAUGAACUCUGAGAACUAAAGAUUUGUUAUUUUUAUGUUUUACGUUUUUGUCAUUUUUCCAUUGUUGUCGAUGCUAGUGCAAUGUGUUUUUUUUGUUUACAACACACAAAAGGUUUAAAGGUUUCCUAUUUGCCUCUUUCAAUAAAAAUAAGCUUUUGUCAAAGAUGUGGGUUUGCCGACACUCCCUGUUUGUGGAUAAGUAGCCUACUCCCUAAAACGUUUUUCAGAUUGUGGGUUGAAUGGAAUGCAUGCAUGUCAUUAUAUGUGAAUUUGUGUGCUUCACUGUCCAUGAAUAUUCAUAACUAGAAAAUGAAGAAAGACAGUUAUAAUUGAUUGGUCAACCUUAAUUGCUCUGCUCCAUUUUUGUCUGUGUGUUGCUCUCUUGUAUAAUCUGACAUUAAAUUUCAGGAAGUUUAGACAUAACUGCGUGGUCCCCCUCUACCUCUCCCUGGUGUGACUAUAGGAUCUGUAUAAUAAACGGCCACCAAAGGUAAAUGGCCUUUGUAGUGAAGCGUCUGUUGGAGUACACCCAGCAGGCCGAGACCGACCUGCCCUAUGGCCUGGUGUUGGUGCUGGGGUUGCUGGCCACCGAGCUGGUUCGUUCCUGGUCCCUGGCACUCACCUGGGCCCUCAACUAUAGGACCGGGACCCGUCUGCGUGGGGCCAUCCUCACCAUGGCCUUCCACAAGAUCCUGCGGCUGCGCAACAUCCGGGACAAGUCCAUGGGGCAGUUGAUCAACAUGUGCUCCAAUGACGGGCAGAGGAUGUUCGAGGCUGCAGCAGUUGGCAGUCUGCUGGCAGGCGGGCCCCUCAUAGCUGUGCUGGGGAUGGGGUUCAAUCUGGCCAUACUGGGGCCUACCUCUCUACUGGGCUCUGCAGUCUUCAUUCUCUUCUAUCCUGCUAUGAUGUUUAGCUCCAGACUGACCGCCUACUUCAGAAGAAAAGGUGUGGCCGUGACAGACAGGCGUGUCCAGAAGAUGAACGAGAUCCUCAACUACAUCAAGUUCAUCAAGAUGUAUGCCUGGGUCAAGGCCUUCUCCCAGGAUGUUCGCAGGAUUCGAGAGGAGGAGCGCCGUAUCCUGGAGAGGACGGGAUACUUCCAGAGCAUCACUGUGGGCGUGGCUCCCAUCGUGGUGGUCAUCGCCAGUGUGGCCACUUUCUCCACCCACAUGCUGCUGGGCUAUGACCUCACAGCUGCUCAGGCCUUCACUGUCGUGACCGUCUUCAAUGCAAUGACCUUCGCCCUGAAGGUCACCCCCUUCUCAGUCAAGUCCCUGUCUGAAGCGUCAGUGGCCAUGGAGAGGUUCAAAAGCCUGUUCCUGAUGGCGGAGGUGGAGAUGAUCCGGGCAAAGCCCCACAAUCCCCAGGCUGCCGUGGAGAUGACCGGGGCUAGUCUGGCCUGGGACACAGCCGGACACAGCGCUCAGCCCACCCCCCGCGGCACCCCCUCUGUUGGCUUGGCCCAGAGGCGCGGGAGGCGCAAAAGGCCCCAAGAUGAGAAGCUGGAGGACGAGCAAGAGGAGCAGCACGGGAACCUGCUAAAGAACGGGGAGGUCGAAAAUGAGAUUCCCUCCAGCCCAGAGCUCACUCUCCCACCGAUCCCCAGCAUCAGCCAGCGACUGCAGAGAACACUGCACUGCAUCGAUCUCACUGUGCAGCAGGGGAAGCUGGUUGGUAUUUGUGGAAGUGUGGGCAGUGGGAAGACGUCUCUGAUAUCUGCCAUCCUAGGACAGAUGACCCUGCUGGAGGGCACUGUGGCAGUGGACGGUGACUUUGCCUACGCUGCCCAGCAGGCCUGGAUCUUCAAUGCCUCUCUGAGGGACAACAUCCUGUUUGGGAAAGACUAUGAGGAGGAGAGAUAUCAGGCGGUGCUGAGCGCGUGUUGCCUGAGACCUGACCUUGCCAUCCUCCCCAACGCUGAUCUGACGGAGAUUGGCGAGCGUGGUGCCAACCUCAGUGGCGGGCAGCGUCAGCGGAUCAGCCUGGCGAGAGCCCUGUACAGCGACCGGGCCAUCUACAUUCUGGAUGACCCUCUGAGCGCACUGGAUGCUCACGUGGGAAACCACAUCUUCAACAACGCCAUCAAGAAGCAGCUACGCCACAAAACAAUCAUGUUUGUCACUCACCAGCUACAGUACCUUGUGGACUGUGAUGAUGUCAUCUUCAUGCGGGAGGGCAGCAUCACGGAGCAGGGCAGCCAUGAGGAUCUGAUGCGCCUGAAUGGAGACUACGCUGCCAUGUUCAAUAAUCUGCAGCUAGGAGAGACGCCCUUCAUAGAGGUGCCCAACAAGAAGUCUGGAAACUCGUUAAAGAAACCCCCAGAGAGCACCAAGUCUGGAUCCAUCAAGAAGGACAAACCUGUUAGCAAAGAUGGUCAGCUGAUGCAGAUGGAGGAGUGUGGGCGGGGCUCUGUCCCCUGGUCGGUGUACGGCGUCUACAUCAAAGCCUCAGGCGGGGCCCUGGCCUUCCUGCUCAUCCUGGCACUCUUCGUGCUCAACGUGGGCAGCAUGGCCUUCAGCAACUGGUGGCUCAGCUACUGGAUCAAGCAGGGCAGCGGGAACACUACCGUGAUGGUGGGGAACAGCUCCGUUUUGAGUGUCAGCAUGAGGGACAACCCCCUGAUGCAGCACUAUGCCGGCGUCUACGCCAUGUCUAUGGGGGUCAUGCUCCUGCUUAAAUUUCUAAGAGGCAUCAUAUUUGUCAAGGGCACUUUGCGGGCAUCUUCCAAACUACACGAGGAGCUUUUCCGUAAGAUCCUCCGCAGCCCUAUGAAAUUCUUUGACACCACUCCUACCGGUCGCAUUCUCAACCGCUUCUCCAAAGACAUGGAUGAAGUGGACACGCGUCUGCCCUUCCAGGCGGAGAUGUUAAUCCAGAAUGUGAUCCUAGUGUUCUUCUGCAUGGGCGUGAUAGGCAGCGUGUUCCCCUGGUUCCUGGUGGCUGUGGGCCCGUUAGUGUUGCUCUUCACCGUGCUCCACAUGGUGUCCAGGGUCUUCAUCCGGGAGCUCAAGCGCCUGGACAAUGUCACCCUGUCCCCCUUCGUCUCCCACAUCACCUCCAGCAUCCAGGGCCUCACCACCAUCCACGCCUACAACAAGGGUCACGAGUUCCUGGACAGGUACCAGGAGUUGCUGGACCAGAACCAAGCUCCCUUCUACCUUUUCAGCUGUGCCAUGCGCUGGCUGGCGGUGCGUUUGGACGUCAUCAGCGUGGCUCUGAUCAGCAUCACGGCACUCAUGAUUGUCCUCAUGCACGGGCAGAUCCCCCCAGCCUAUUCUGGCCUUGCCAUCUCCUAUGCUGUUCAGCUCACAGGACUGUUCCAGUUCACAGUAAGACUGGCCUCUGAGACUGAGGCCCGAUUUACUUCUGUGGAGAGAAUUCACCACUAUAUUGAGUCCCUCGCUCUGGAGGCCCCGGCCCGCAUCAAGAACAAGGCCCCCCCUCCAGACUGGCCCCAGGAGGGAGAAGUGGUGUUCGACGGGACAGACUUGAGGUACAGAGACAACCUGCCGCUUGUUUUGAAGAAAAUCUCCUGUACCAUUCGGCCCAAGGAGAAGGUUGGGAUCGUGGGUCGAACCGGUUCAGGGAAGUCUUCUCUGGGCGUAGCACUCUUCCGCCUGGUGGAGCCUUGCGGCGGCACCAUUAAAAUAGACGGCAUCAACAUCUGUGACAUUGGUUUGGCUGACCUUCGCAGCAAGCUGUCAAUCAUUCCUCAGGAGCCUGUGUUGUUCAGUGGUACAGUCAGGUCCAACCUGGAUCCCUUUACUCAGUACUGUGAGGAGUCCAUCUGGGACGCUCUGGAGAGAACCCACAUGAAAGAGUGUGUAUCUCAAUUGCCCUUGAAGUUAGAGUCCGAGGUGGUAGAGAACGGAGAGAACUUCUCAGUUGGAGAGAGGCAGCUACUGUGUGUGGCCAGAGCUCUACUGAGGCAAUGCAAGGUCCUGAUACUGGAUGAAGCAACGGCCGCCAUGGACAGUGAGACAGAUUCGCUGAUCCAGGAGACAAUCCGUAAUGCCUUUCAGGACUGCACCACCCUGACCAUUGCCCACCGGCUGCACACUGUACUUAACUGUGACCGCAUCAUGGUGCUUAACCAGGGACAGUUGGUAGAGUUUGAUGAGCCGUCCAACCUGCUGGCCAACGAAAACUCAAGAUUCUGUGCCAUGCUGGCUGCUGUGGAAAACAAGAUUUCUGUAAGAGGAUGAACAGCACUGGAGGUAGACACAUGUCCGACGGGGGAAGGACACCCCGGCAGGAUCCCAGACAUCCUCUGAGAUCUUGCACUCUUCUUCUGCAUACCCACAGCUUACUGCUCAGCCUGUUCAUGGGUUUUUUACAUCAAGCUACAAUGUGGGUGGGCACUUUGCACCAGGCAAACGCAGCCCUGAGGAUAUGCCUGCUCAGAAAUGAAGGUCAGCCAGAAUGGUCAGGGAACCACUCACACUGUACUGUAAUGUCUUGAGUAAUAUAUAAGAAAAAAAGCUUUACAUGUAGCUAUAUUCAUAGCAUAACUGGUCUGUUUUAUAGGAUAUAUCUAUAUACAUAUAUAUUUACAGUGGUAAAAUAUGCAGUUUAUUUUUUACUGACUCUGUAUGUACAACGUAGUUGUAUGAAACGUAUUAUGUAUAAUUAAUCAUUGAUGUGCGUUACCAUCAUUGCAGUCUAACUUACUGUUGCUUUUUUGCGACAUAAAACAUCUGUAAUCCUUUUGUCUUGUUGUGACUUGAACCCAUGAGCCCUUAAAAACCCUGGAGCUACAGAGGGCCAGAACGGACUCUAUAGGAGGAAAACGUUGCUGCUUGUUUUCAGUGAUUACAGUUUACAGUUGAUUAAAGGCCUUGUUUGUUUUUUUCCCUUUUGAAUCUGUUACUUACUGUUGUCAUUUUCAGAUGUUUUUUUUUUUUUAUAUCUAUAUAUAAUGUUGUUUGCUGUUUAAAAGUUUGUUGUUGAUGUGUCACAGCCCCUUUGCACUGAUGGUGGAGCUGCAGGGCUCACUGGCACUCUCUGCUGGUGGAGAGGGGUCCUGAGACUGUUCUGAGCUGUGUUUUCACAUUGUAGAAAAGAUGCCUAUGUAGCACACGGUCUCUAUUGUUUAAAAAAGCUUUCAUUCUCUUUAACCUGACUCAGUCAACAUGUUUUUGGUGUGCAUAUAGGUGUUUGUUGGUCCACUCGAUAAUGAUGGACCAGAUCAACACUGAUUAAGUCCUGCACUGAGUGUAGGUAAACUGCCUGUUGUGCAGUAUUGAGUUGAUGUUCAAAUUGGUACUGUAAUUCCAAUUAACCUCUAAACAAGCCUUGCAGAAUGUGAGUCUGUCUUUCUCUGUCAUUUUUAUUACUUUUUAUAGCCUUAGCAUGACUUCAUAAUUGCCUUGUUAGCAGGGUAGAGUGAGAGGGUAAAGGAGGGAGAUUGCUUUGAAAUGUCAAUAAAACUAUUUUAAGGUUACUUAA
Osmerus eperlanus (European smelt) is the source of this 7366-nucleotide messenger RNA. RefSeq names its product ATP-binding cassette, sub-family C (CFTR/MRP), member 5 (gene abcc5). The coding region runs from base 2413 to 6123 and encodes 1236 amino acids. The record is from RefSeq and is a predicted model, not a curated record. Lineage: Eukaryota; Metazoa; Chordata; Actinopteri; Osmeriformes; Osmeridae. The transcript has 26 exons. Gene Ontology annotation, cellular component: membrane. Gene Ontology annotation, molecular function: ATP hydrolysis activity; ABC-type transporter activity; ATP binding. Gene Ontology annotation, biological process: transmembrane transport.